Arachis ipaensis is the source of this 628-nucleotide messenger RNA. Lineage: Eukaryota; Viridiplantae; Streptophyta; Magnoliopsida; Fabales; Fabaceae. The record is from RefSeq and is a predicted model, not a curated record.
AUUUCCAUGCCAUGUGUGCAUCAAGGGCUGGCUACCGAAUGGAGUUGCACAUUUCGGAGAAAAAUGAUAAACAGACAACAAAAAUGGUUUUCUAUUGUGCUUAUCACAGGGCUCCCAAUCCAGACACUGUUUUGAUUAUGCAAACCCCUCUUGGGGUCAUUUCAACUAAAAGUCUUCUACAAACUAAGAAAAAAACGGGUUCCAGGCUAAUUUCCUCUAGAAGAACAAAGAUUAUGAAGAGCUUGGGCACGAUGGUAACAGAACAGUUGCUAAUGGUGUUGACAAGGAAGGGCCAGUGCUUUCAAAGCUUGGUUCAAGUUCCACAGCUAAGCUUCACCCCAAAAAUAGAGCUCAAAGUGAGUCCAAACCAACCAACAUGCCACCUACUAGUGUUAUGACAAGACUCAUCUUGAUCAUGGUUUGGAGGAAGCUGAUUAGGAAUCCCAACACUUACUCUAGCCUAAUUGGCCUCACAUGGUCUUUGAUCUCAUUCAAGUAUGCAAUCUUUACUCAUUUUAAUUGUUGUUAUACUUAACUAAUGUUUUAAUCUUAGACUUAGGAAUUGUUAACUUUCUUAGGAAUUGUUUCUUAAUCCCAAUACUUACUCUAGCUAUUAUUUGCACAUUGC